Messenger RNA from Chelonia mydas (Green sea turtle), 5423 nucleotides. RefSeq names its product CASP8 and FADD like apoptosis regulator (gene CFLAR). The record is from RefSeq and is a predicted model, not a curated record. Gene Ontology annotation, biological process: negative regulation of extrinsic apoptotic signaling pathway via death domain receptors; proteolysis. The transcript has 13 exons. Bases 619 to 2094 code for a protein of 491 amino acids. NCBI's taxonomy places the organism in Eukaryota, Metazoa, Chordata, Testudines, Cheloniidae. Gene Ontology annotation, molecular function: cysteine-type endopeptidase activity; protein binding.
CACAGGAAGCUGCUGCUGCUGCUGUCGCUGCCCGCCCCUGGCCCCGCCGCCGGGGCCGCGGACCAGCCAGUUUCGCUUUCGCCUUCCGCUCGCCUCCGCUGCUGGAGCCCCGGGACCGCCCGGUGCGCGUUCAGGUGCAAGGAAAGUUAAAAACUUCUUUAACAAAACUUGGACAAGCAACAGACCUAAUGGGAUAGAGUCGGGUUGAAUACAUGGAGAGAGAAGAAGUGAGCUAUCUAAGGAGUGGACCCUCCCUAACUGGAAUCAGCAACUAAGAGAACCCACCAUGGAUUACUGGAUUUCAUGAACUGACCACUUGGGGAACCCCUUCACGAAUACUGGACCUUUGUAAGUAGGAUCAGCAUUUUGACCGGAACUUGAAUGCCUCAAAGAUUGAAGUGCAGCAGGAACUUGGAUUACUUGAAAGGUUGUUCAGUAAAUCAAUUCAAGCAGGGCCUGUAAUUUUUUUUUUUUCAACAGAAUUUCUCUGUUUAAAAACAUCUGAUUAAGAUCAACAACGAACCACAUGUUCUGUUGCAAAUGGACUUCAUGACAUGUUGGCUUCCUGCUUAAAACACAAAAAGAGGGCAGAUAAACUUAAAGGGACAGCAGCUUGUGAUGACAAAGUGCCAAGUGCCAGCUGCCCUCAUUCACCAGAUCGAGCAGGAAUUGGACGAAGAUGAAAAGGAGAUGAUGUUUUUCCUGUGCCGGGAUCUGGUUCCUGAUUUAUCUAAUACAGACAUCAGGGAUCUCCUGGGGGUGCUGAAUGAGAAGGGAAAGCUGCCAUUGGGCUUGUCUGAGCUGUUAUACAGAGUGAGGAGGUUUGACUUGCUGAGGAGGGCCCUGAGGACAGAGAGAACAGCAGUGGAGACUGAUCUGGCCAGGUAUCCUAGAAUGGUCUCUGAUUACAGGGUGCUGAUGGUAGAGAUUAACGAAGAGCUGGAUAAAAAAGAAGUGGGUUCUCUCAUUUUCCUGCUCAAGGAUUAUGUGCCCCGUAUGAAAAUGGCAAAAGAGAAGAGUUUCCUGGCUGUUGUCAGUGAUCUAGAGAAACUAAAUCUGGUGGCUCCGAAUCAGUUGGAUUUGAUAGAAGACUGUUUGCAGAACAUUCAUAGGAUAGACCUGAAAAAGAAGAUCCAGCGGUACAAAUGUGAAGCUCUGUCCAACAGUGGUUCUCAGCCAGUGUAUAUAAAUGCACUUCAGGCAUCUCUCCCUAACCUGACUCUCAUUGACCCUCCCUACAGUUCAGGGAUCCCGAACAUGAACAAAGAAAGAUCAUUAAAUGGACAACAUGCCAUUCAGACAGAACCAGUUCACACAUCAGUACAGGAAUCGGGAGCCACCUCAUCUCAGGUGAAAAAAAAGGUGUACGAUGAUCAGUACAGAAUGCAGAGUCGGCCUUUGGGAAUAUGCCUGAUUAUAGAUUGCAUUGGCAAUGACACAGAUAUACUGGAGGACACCUUUAAAUCUCUAGGCUUUGAAGUUCACUGUUACCGGUAUUUAAGUGUGGAAGCCAUGAACCAAACAUUCCAUGAAGUUGCAAGGCUGCAAAAGCACAGAGACUAUGACAGCUUUAUUUGCGUAUUGGUCAGCCGGGGGAGCCCUCAGAGCAUCUUCUGCACAGACCAGACCUUUCCUGGGUACCCCUUGGAUCGGGUGAAGAAUUUUUUUACUGGAGACUCAUGCCCUGAACUCCUAGGGAAACCAAAGCUCUUCUUUAUUCAAAGCUACAUUGUGCCAGCAGAUCAGCAAGAACCCACCAGUCUGCUGGAGGUGGAUGGGAAUGAACAGAAAAUCACUCCCAAUACCAGAAGACCUUGGAACUGUAGUAUUCCCCCAGUAGCAGACAUCUUUUGGAGUCAAUGCAAGGUGGAUGUGUCUGUGCUAGAAAGGUCACCCAGCUCCUCCUCCUCUUAUCUAUGCUGUCUGGCUCAGCUCCUGCGCAAUCCUCAUAAAAGAAAACUCCCCCUGUUGGAUAUCCAUAUUGAGCUGAACAGCAGAGUGUAUGAUUACAACAGGACCUUGGAUCCACAGCAACAAUACUCACUCCUGCUACAACACACCUUGAGGAAAAAACUCUUUUUUCCCCCCAGUUAAAAGCUAAUGGAAAUUGCAUGGGACACGAUGUUAAGACGCGGAUAUCCAUGUGGGCUUUUUCUUCAGAAAUGCCUGGAACAAUGACAAUUGAAGUGCCUGAGUUGCACCAGAAGCCCACAAGUAGUUAGUACAGCUCACAGAGUGCUGGUGUGUUAUGCUGCCACUUAACAGACAGGCUCUCACAUUCUGAACUAACUUCAGCUUCCCAGGGGUCCCAAGAUGUAGCCCUACCUGAAGUGCUUUACAGUAAUCUAAUCUCUCAGUGACAAAAGCCUAGGUAAGGGAAGCCAGGCCUGCCUCUGAAAUAAAAGGUCACACUUGCCAAACCGGGCACAGAUGGAUAAAUGUGCUCUUUGCCACAGCUGACCCUGAGUAUCCAGCAGCAGCCCAGGAUCGGAUGAGACUGCUAAUCUGUGAAUCUGGCUAGCAAAUAACCGCCACGUUCGACCAAGCAGAGGAGUUUUUGUAGCUAGCCCCGUUCCUAAGGCUGCUUGCUCCCACCCUUCUAACGUUAUAUCAGUCCCAUCUAGAUUGAGCCUCAGCCAGCGAGACUUAGUACAUGCUCCAGUCUCAGGCAGAACCAAGUCACCCAUUCCACUGCACCUUCAGACUCGGUCAUAAGGGCAACGUACUACAGACACUGCAACCUCUUCACGUGCACAAGGUUCAGUUCUUCUGUGCCACUGCAUUUGUACAAGACAAAAGACCUCUGCUUAGUAAUUUUAUUUUUUUUAAUUACCUUCUCCAUUCCCUAAGGGAACAAUAAGAGAUGGGAUUACCAUAAAUGUAACAAUUCCUUUCCCUUCCACUAUCUACAAGGCCCUGAUCCUGUGAGCUCUGAGGCAAGUGAGUGUGCAUGUGAGUACUUUUGGUUGACUCUCAGUCUUUUUGCAGGAUUGGGGCCUGGAUGAGUCAUUUUUAAGCUUCUGUCACUGGCCUGACUGUGCUUCCAUCCAUGACAUGGUCCCAUCUCCCCCCCCUCCCCAGUCUACUUAAAGUAAGUAAACACACAAACCCUGUUGGGAACUAUUUAACUUGGUACAGCUUCCUGUGUAGCAAACAAACUAAGGCCUUGUCUACCUUUAAAAGGUUUUCUGGUAUAACUAUACCAGCAAACUCUCCUAGAGUAGAUGCAGUUGAUAUCAGUUAUACUUGUUGCUGAUAUAGCUUAUGCUAGUUCCCCUAGUAAAAUAAGCCAUGGUUGCAAAAAGGACAUUAUUCCUGGAAUGCCUGCAUCCACAAAAGGGCUUUUGCCAACAGCUAUGCCAGCAAAAUAUAACAUCCCUAACCGACAAAGCUAUGCAGGCAAAACUUUUACGGGUAGACCAGGCCUAAAAGAGGGCUGCCAGAGGUGAAAUGCUUGGUAGCUUGGCCAAUAAGUUUGUUUUAGAAGUGGCCAUUCUGUUUCCCAACCCCACCAUGUAUCGCCUGCUGUGGGCUUGGCCAUGACUUUCAGUAACACUCCCUUGAAGCCAGACUGCUUUUAACUUUCAUCCAAAAAAACCACAAGCCUAGAAACAGCUUCUGCAGUCAAAACAGUGGAAGUUUAGCAAUUAGCCCAGUGUUGGGCAAAAUGUGGCUGAGGAAAGAAGACUACGGAGAUGCUGUAGAGAAAAACACAUAUUUAUUUAUACUAAUAUAUAAUUUUUGUGUAAUAAAAAUGUGUACAUAUAUAAUACAUAUUAAUAUCUUUAUUUUGUAUGUGUUCUAAUUUUUUAAAGAUUAACAGUUUUUGUUUAAUUUUGUGUUUUAAUUUCAUAUUAAUUCUGAUUUUAUGCAUAUUAUAUGUAGAGGAGGAAAUGAGAGAUUGUGAUAGGAAUAAGGAGAGUGGUUGGUAAAAGUUUGGGAUGAGUGUGACUCAUGCCAUGUUGUCAGCCCACCGCCACCCAGAGUGGAGUCCCUCCCUGGACCCUGCGCGGCUCGGGGGCUGUACCGGGACUGGGACCAGGACCAGGACAGGAGGAGUGAAACUUCCACGCUCUGGCGGGGAGAGCCAAGCCGAGCAGGGGAGAUAAGAAGGGGGGGACUUAAAGUGACAGUGCGCUCACUGUCUCACACUUCCCUUACACACAGAGACUGCCUCUCACGCGUCACAGUCCCCCAAUACAGAUUGUCUCACACACACACACUCACUCCCCAACACCCACUUACACAGUGCUCCAACACACAAACACAAACACACACUGGCUUGCUCUCUCCCACACACACUUGUAUUGUUGUUGUUACUACUGCUUGGUACUUCCUGUCAAAAUGCUCGUGGUGAGCCAGGAGUGACUAAGGGCUGCAGGAGGGCUGUGGCCUCUGGCAAGAUGCAGCCCCUAUGUGACAGCGCGAAGCCUGUCUGGAACCACUGCUGCAGCGUCUGCUGCAUACAAAGCUCAGUGUGUGUCAGCUAUUCUGAUCGCUGUCCCUUUACAUUUAUCAGAUACAAGCAGCCCUAAAGGAGCCAUUUUUGUAGCUGGCUGAUUGCUGUAUUUCCCUCCUUCACCGCUGUUCUAUUUAGGCUUUUUCUAUCUUCUGUCAUUGAUUUGCUGAUACACCUCCUAACACAGAGGUGGGCAAACUAUGGCCUGCAGGCCACAUCUAGCCCACGGGACCAUCUUGCCUGGCCCCUGAGUUCCCGGCCAGGGAGGCUAGUCCCCGGCCCCUCUCCCGCUGUCCCCACUCCCCUGCAGCUACGCCACUGCAUGGACAGCGCUCUGGCCCGCCGCUCCUGUUGGGCAGUGCAGCAGCAUGGCUGGCUCCAGCAUGGUAAGGGGCGGGGGGGGUGUAUAAGGGGCAGGGGAUCCUGAGGGGCAGUCAGGGAGCAGGGGGCGGUUGGAUGGGGUGGAGGUUCUGCAGGGGAGGGGCGAUUAGGGGACGGGGAGCAGAGGGAGUUGAAUAGGGGGUGGGAGCCCAGGGGGCAGUUAGGGGCAGGGGUUCUGGGAGGGGGCAGUCAGGCGUCAAGGAGCAGGGAGGUUGGAUGGGUUGGGGGUUCUGAGGGGGCCGGGAAGUGGGAGGGGGUGGAUAGGGGGCAGGGGCCAGGCUGUUUGGGGAGGCACAGCCUUCCCUAGCCGGCCCUCUAUAUAGGUGCGCAACCCUGAUGUGGACCUGAGGCCAAAAAGUUUGCCCACCCCUGUCCUAACAUUAGGGCUCUUUCCAAGACCGUCUUUCUCCAGUGCUGUAUUAAUUAGUGGAUCAGCCAUGGAUCCUGUGCUUUUUUUGUGAAGUAUAUGUUAAUCUCUCUAUAGCCGUGUAACGCGCUGUUGAAUAGUAAGUUCUAGUUGUAUUUAUUUUGUCAGUUCGUUUUUUUAUGUCUAACUUUGAAUAAAUUAAUAUUUCAAAAUUAA